This is a messenger RNA of Vigna radiata var. radiata (mung bean), 2057 nucleotides long. RefSeq names its product dehydrodolichyl diphosphate synthase 6-like. Bases 630 to 1709 code for a protein of 359 amino acids. Gene Ontology annotation, cellular component: endoplasmic reticulum. The transcript has 5 exons. The record is from RefSeq and is a predicted model, not a curated record. Gene Ontology annotation, biological process: polyprenol biosynthetic process. NCBI's taxonomy places the organism in Eukaryota, Viridiplantae, Streptophyta, Magnoliopsida, Fabales, Fabaceae.
UGGUAGUGAAGAAAACAAUAAACAAACCUAACAGCAGAGCCAGCACGAAGAGAAGAGCACAAACUUCCGAAAGGAAGAAGAGAACCACGGUGCCGGCAGGAACGGCAGCGAUGUGGUGACCUGAGAAGAGAACCAGCACACGCCACCACACCGAUGACCGGACGACAACGACGUCACAAACUGCUGCAACAACGACGGCGUGGAGAACAAAGAGAACCACAGCGCCUCGCGAACUAAGAGUGCCUUCCGUGGGGAUAGGGAAAGAGAGCCCCGAAAGCAUCCGCGAGUGGAGGCAGCUGUGUCGGUCUUCCGCAAGCAGUAGACGACAGAAGAAGGAACCCUACUCCGCGAGCAGUAGAGGAGAUAAACGGACCCUAAUCGCGGUACUACUGCUUCUUGGUGCCAUUGACUCUCCCUAUAAUUGUUGUUGCUGUGUACUUUCAUUGGCUCAGCAUGAAGUUGUUCAAGCAUGCUUAGCAUAACCUUUUCAGAUUUUGAUGGCAGAAAUAAAUAAUUAGGAACGUUCAAGAAAACAAGGAAGCACGUUUAGUUGAUGAAAUCAUAGGGUUUCAAGAAGGCUGUUAUCAGGUUUAUCUUCGACUAUUCAAGUUUCACAACUGAACGGUUCAAUGCGGAAAACUACUGGAAACAUUGUAGGUCAAUUCUUCGGUGGUUUAAAUUGUUAUCUAAGAAGAUGUAUAUUUGCCAUUUUAUCUGUGGGUCCUGUACCAAGUCAUAUUGCUUUCAUCAUGGAUGGGAAUCGAAGGUAUGCAAAGAAGAAAAACAUGGAAGAAGGUGAUGGCCACAAGGCAGGAUUUGAGGCUCUCACGUCCAUCCUUAGAUACUGUUAUGAAUUAGGAGUGAAGUAUGUAACUGUCUAUGCAUUCAGCAUUGAUAACUUUAAAAGGAAGUCUAAAGAAGUUAAAUCCUUGAUGGAAUUGAUGCGGAAAAAGAUUGAGGAGUUGCUUGAACAAGAAAGUCUCAUUAAUGAAUAUGGUGUUAGAUUACAUUUCAUUGGAGACAUGCAACUAUUGACAGAGCCUGUAAGAGCUGCUGUGGAAAGGGCAACGAGAGUUACUGCCCACAACAACCAGAGAGUUCUUUUGAUUUGUGUAGCGUAUACUUCUCGUCACGAGAUUGUGCAUGCUGUUCAAGAAUGUUGCAAGGAAAAAUUGAAUGAAGUUCAAGCGUUAAAAGAAGAGAAAGUUACAGAUGGUGCGUUUUCAAGAAUUGAUCAGGGCCUGAAAGGCAAUGAUUUUGAUUUGUUUUCUCAAGAUUCAUGUAAAGAAUAUCAAAAUGCAAUAACAGCUUAUAGUACUGAAGUAGAAAGUGCUGCAAGGAAUGAUGGUUUGUAUGAGAAUAAUAUCGAGAAUCAUAUCGAUAACGACACUGAAGCUGAAACGACAUUAUACAAUGGGCUGGUUGAAUUGACUAAGGAGAGAAAGGAUAUACAGGAUGAGGUUCCUUUUAUUAAACUGGCGGAUAUUGAGAAGAACAUGUACAUGGCAGUUGCUCCUGACCCAGACAUCUUGAUCCGAUCUUCUGGAGAAGCUCGCCUCAGUAAUUUUCUACUUUGGCAGACUACUACAUGCCCUUUAUAUGCACCAACUGCACUUUGGCCUGAAAUUGGUCUCAGACACUUGAUCUGGGCAGUAUUGAACUUUCAGAGACACUACUUUUAUUUGGAAAAGAAAAAGAAACAGUCUUAAGCGUAUCCUUACCCGCCAAAAUACAUGUGGCAACAGGCCACAUGUAUGUAAAGAGUGAUGUGUACGAGUUUGGUGUAGUGCUUCUUGAAAUGCUAAUAGGCAUGAGGGCAGUUGACACAAUGUCCAGAGAGAAGAAGAACCUGGAAGAUUGGACUAAGCUUUGUCAUUCUUUUAAAGAAACAUAAUGGAUGGUAGGAUAGAGGGUCAAUAUUCUCGAAAGAAAGCAUUACAAUCACCACAACUUACUCUAAAAUGCCUAUUACAUAACCCUAAAAAAUGUCCUUCAAUUUAAUCUCUCUAGAUUUUUAAUGUUAUUAUAAUUUGUUUAAAAGGGGGUUAUCCUUUUUU